Didymodactylos carnosus is the source of this 939-nucleotide messenger RNA. The record is from the annotation of a GenBank genome assembly. Lineage: Eukaryota; Metazoa; Rotifera; Eurotatoria; Philodinida; Philodinidae.
AUGCGUAUAUUCAUCAUUUAUGUUCAACAUUAUGAUUUAAAGAGUCAACCAAUUCUUAUACAUUCUACAUUGAUAAAAACUCGAUUAAAAACAACAAAAUUAUCGCUAAAGAACAAAGAAAAUAAUCAACAUAUUAUUCUUUAUAAUCGUAUACCAAAAACGGCUAGUGAAACAUUGAAUUAUUUAUUUCAUCAACAAUCUCAUAAAAAAUAUUAUCGUAUGAUACAUAGUAAUCAAUAUGUUUCAUAUAAUUUAUCAUUAAAUAAACAAUAUUUAUUUAUUAAACAAAUUUAUACAUUUAAUCCACCAAUACUCUAUGAGCGACAUGUUUAUUUUGUUGAUUUUUUACAUUUUAAUAAACAACAACCAAUAUAUAUAAAUAUGAUACGUGAUCCUAUUAAACGAACAGUAUCAAAUUAUUAUUAUUCUCGUAGAAUGUGUUUAAAAAAAAAUCGUUGUACAUUUAUUAAAAAUCGAACAAUACUUAAUUAUACGUUAGACGAUUGUAUUGAAACAGAAAAUGAACCAUUCAAAUGUAUAACAUUAGAAUAUGGUGUAACAUCCGCUAUACCUUUUUUUUGUGGUCAAAAUCAUUUAUGUUCAUCGAAUGAAAAUUUAUCAUGGGCUGUUGAAAAAGCAAAAUCAAAUAUUGAUAAAUAUUAUACUGUAGUGGGUUUGACCGAAAAUAUUGAACAAUUGUUAUUUAUAUUAGAAAAAUUAUUACCAAAUUAUUUUAGAAAUAUUAGUCUAGUAUAUAUUAAGAAGAGACGGCCACAUAUUAAUUUUAGUCCGAGAAAAUGGAGAAAAGAAUUAAAACCAAAUACUCAUCUCAUUCUAAAAGAUUUACUUAAAUUUGAAUAUGAUUUAUAUAAUUAUAUUAAAAAACGUUUUCAUGAACAAUAUAAACAACUUCAGCUAAUAAAUAAAAUACAUGAAUAA